This is a messenger RNA of Helianthus annuus (common sunflower), 1028 nucleotides long. RefSeq lists its product as uncharacterized. The record is from RefSeq and is a predicted model, not a curated record. NCBI's taxonomy places the organism in Eukaryota, Viridiplantae, Streptophyta, Magnoliopsida, Asterales, Asteraceae. The transcript has 2 exons. Bases 151 to 846 code for a protein of 231 amino acids.
CCAAAGCAAAUGAAGAAAAAAGUAGAAGCAAUGGAUAUAUUCUUAUCUUUGCUCCCUCAACAUAAACAAACUUGUUAUUGUAAUCAUCCUAUUCCUGGCUGGCUGGCUGGCUAUAUACCUACCAGGCCAUCACUACCUUGAUCUUGAAAAAUGGAUUUCAAACUGGAUUUAAAACUCCCAAAUGAAGUUGAUCUCUCCAUUUCCAAAAAUGAACAAGUCGUCGUUUUCGCCUCUCACCAGACAGAUUCCAUGUUUAUCCUCACGUCCGACCUUAAAAAAGGUGGCUAUGAAAGAAAGGACAUAAAGAUUGAGAUAAAUGAGGAUGGGAGUAGAAUGACAAUAAGUGGUGAAAAGCCCAACAUUAGGGGAUUCCAGAAAACCUUCAUAAUCCCAGAGGGGGUGGCUUUGGAUAAAGUCAAGGCCAGGUUUGACCAAGACCAAUCAAGGCUCACUAUUCGGAUGCCGAAAUUGGUAAAAGGGGUGGUCGCUGGUGACGGGAUUCAAGAACUCAAACAUCCUACUCCUGUUCCUGGCAAGGGGGUCCCAUCGGCAGGAAAACAAGCGGAAAAUCAGAAUGCAGACGAAGAAAUAAAGCAGCAAGACCAGAAACCCAAAAGUCAACAAGAUAAAAAUGAAGAAGAAAGAAAGCAGCAAGACCCAAAACCCAAAAGCCAGCAAGACCCGAAACCCGAAAGCCAACAAGAAAAGGCAGCGGAAACAGAAAAGAGUUCUUCUUCUUCCACUACUACUACUAUAAUAGCUGGAUCAACGCUACUUAUGUCUCUAAUCGUUGUCUUUUUUGGCUUCAUUCGCUCUAAAAAUGAAUCUACCAAGAAAACAAAUUAACAACUCCAUUCAUUCAGCUUCUUCUAUGUUUCAUAAUAUAAAACAAGCAUUUUCAACAAAAAUGUGGUCUUUCUUUCAGCAUCCAGAGACUAUUCGUUGCGCAUCGGGUCCAAACAGGCCACUAACUUUUAGCGAAGCACAGGCUACAUAUCACAUUCCCUUUGCAACAUGCAUCUAUAUCU